Pollicipes pollicipes is the source of this 3266-nucleotide messenger RNA. RefSeq names its product 5-oxoprolinase. Gene Ontology annotation, molecular function: 5-oxoprolinase (ATP-hydrolyzing) activity. Gene Ontology annotation, biological process: glutathione metabolic process. NCBI's taxonomy places the organism in Eukaryota, Metazoa, Arthropoda, Thecostraca, Pollicipedomorpha, Pollicipedidae. The coding region runs from base 15 to 3266 and encodes 1083 amino acids. Gene Ontology annotation, cellular component: cytosol. The record is from RefSeq and is a predicted model, not a curated record. The transcript has 26 exons.
UGGCCGUGGUGCUGAUGCACUCGUACCUGUACCCGGACCACGAGGUGGCGGUGGGCGCGCUGGCCGAGCGGCUGGGCUUCAGCCAUGUCAGCCUCUCGUCGGGGGUGAUGUCGAUGGCGCGUCUCGUGCCACGCGGCUUCACGGCCGCCGCCGACGCCUACCUCACGCCCUGCAUCAAACACUACCUCAAGAGUUUUAGCGCCGGGUUUCGAGACCAGCUUAAGGACGUCAAUGUACUGUUCAUGCAGAGUGAUGGUGGGCUUACGCCCAUGGAUAGCUUCAACGGCUCCCGCGCCAUUCUGUCCGGCCCGGCCGGCGGCGUAGUCGGCUACGCCCAGACCACCUACCGACGAGAAACUGAACUAGCAGUUAUCGGGUUCGACAUGGGUGGCACCAGCACUGACGUGAGCCGCUUCGAUGGCAGCUACGAGCACGUGUUCGAGUCGACCACGGCAGGCGUCGUCAUCCAGGCACCCCAGCUGGACGUGAACACGGUGGCGGCUGGCGGCGGCUCCAUGCUGUCUUUCAGGGCCGGCAUGUUCGUGGUGGGGCCAGAGUCAGCCGGCGCCCAUCCCGGCCCGGUGUGCUACAAGAAGGGCGGCCCUCUGACGGUGACCGACGCCAACCUGGUGCUGGGGCGACUCCUGCCGGACUUCUUCCCGCGCAUCUUUGGGCCGGGCGAGGACGAGCCGCUCGACAGUGGCGCCGCCUACCUGCAGUUCCAGAACCUCACCAACGAGGUCAACAAGUUCCUGCAGACGCAGAAGGGCGGCCGCUCCGAACCCAUGUCGGUGGAGGAGGUAGCCAUGGGCUUUAUCCGCGUAGCCAACGAGGCCAUGUGCCGGCCCAUACGCUCUCUGACACAGGCUCGGGGGCACGACACGUCCCACCACGCGCUGGCCUGCUUCGGCGGCGCCGGCGGCCAGCACGCAUGCGCCAUAGCGCGCGCUCUCGGCAUGGGGACGGUGUUCGUGCACAGGUACGCCGGCAUCCUGUCGGCGUUCGGCAUGGCGCUGGCUGAUGUCGUCCACGAGGCCCAGGAGCCCUGCGGCCGGCCCUAUACCCCCGAGCACUUUGCGUACUUUGAUGAGCGUCUGAGCGCCCUGACAGAAGUCUGUCGCCAGAAGCUCAGACAGCAGAACUUCCCCGACCACAAGAUCACGACCGAGGUUCACCUGCACAUGCGGUACGACCAGACGGACUGCGCGCUGAUGGUGCAGCCGGUGGCCCGGCAGGCGGGCGACGGCGCCGCCCCGGCAAGCGGAGACUUCAUGGCCGCCUUCCUGCAGCGGUACCGCAAGGAGUUCGGCUUCGUCAUCGGUGACCGUGACGUCAUCGUGGACGACGUGCGCGUGCGCGGCCUGGGCGGCGCCUCGGUGGAGGACGACGCCGCGCUGCCGCCGGCCGCCAAGCCGCCCUGCCCCAAAACGGAGAGUGAGGUGUACUUCGAGGACGGCUUCCACACGGUGGGCGUGUACCUGCUGUCGGAGCUGGGGGCGGGGCACGAGAUCGCCGGGCCAGCCGUCAUCAUGGACUCGCUCAGCACCAUCCUGGUGGAGCCCGACUGCACGGCGACGAUCACGGCGCGCGGCGACGUGCGCGUGUGCAUCGGCUCGGGCGAGCGGCCGCGGGUCGGGCCCGAGCUGGACGCCAUACAGCUGAGCAUCUUCUCGCACCGCUUCAUGAGCCUGGCCGAGCAGAUGGGCCGGAUCCUGCAGCGCACGUCCAUUUCGACCAACAUCAAAGAGCGGCUGGACUUCUCGUGCGCGCUGUUCGGCCCAGAUGGCGGCCUGGUGUCGAACGCGCCGCACAUUCCCGUCCACCUGGGCGCCAUGCAGGAGGCCGUGCAGUACCAGAUCCGCGCGCUGGGCGACGCCAUCCGACCGGGAGACGUGCUGCUGUCGAACCACCCGUCCGCCGGCGGCUCCCACCUGCCCGACCUCACCGUCAUCACGCCCGUCUUCUACCGGGACUCGGAUGGUCCGGUGUUUUUCGUGGCGUCGCGCGGACACCACGCCGACAUCGGCGGCAUCACACCCGGCUCCAUGCCGCCCCACUCCAAGUCGCUGCUCGAGGAGGGCGCCUGUUUCAAGUCCUUCAAGCUGGUAGAGGCCGGCGUGUUCCAGGAGGAGGCGGUGACGGCGGCGCUGCUGGCGCCGGGCGAGAUCCCGGGCAGCUCUGGCACGCGCAACCUGCGUGACAACCUAUCAGACCUGCGUGCCCAGGUGGCCGCCAAUCAGAAGGGGAUCAGCCUGGUGGGCGAGCUGAUCGACUACUACGGCCUGCCGGUGGUGCAGGCGUAUAUGGCGCACAUCCAGCAAGCGGCCGAGCUGGCCGUGCGCGACAUGCUGCGCCAGAUCGGCCGCGGCGCCAGCAGCCGCUCCGGCGCCGCCCGGCUCCGCUUCACAGACCGCAUGGAUGACGGCAGCCCUAUCCAACUGGCCGUGGAUAUCGACGAGGAGGCGGGCUCGGCCGUGUUCGACUUCAGCGGCACCGGGUACGAGGUGUGGGGCAAUUGCAACGCGCCGAGGGCCAUCACACUAUCGGCCAUCAUCUACUGCUUGCGCUGCAUGGUGGGCCACGAUGUGCCCCUGAACCAGGGCUGCCUGGCGCCGAUCCAGAUCCGGAUCCCGCCCGGAUCGCUGCUGGACCCGUCGGAGACGGCGGCCGUCGUCGGCGGCAACGUGCUCACCUCGCAGCGUAUCGUCGACGUGGUGCUGGGAGCCUUCGGCGCCUGCGCCGCCAGCCAGGGCUGCAUGAACAACGUCACGUUCGGCGACGACCGGUUCGGCUACUACGAGACAGUAGCCGGCGGCGCCGGCGCGGGUCCCUCCUGGGACGGCCGCAGCGGCGUGCACAGCCACAUGACCAACACACGCAUCACCGACCCGGAGAUCAUCGAGGCCCGCUACCCGGUCGUCGUACAGCGCUUCUCGCUGAACCCGGGCACCGGCGGCGCCGGCCGACACCGCGGCGGUGAUGGCGUGGUGCGCGAGCUGCUGUUCCGCAAGCCGCUGACGCUCUCCAUCCUGACCGAGCGGCGCGUCUUCCAGCCGUACAGCCUCGACGGGGGCGCUCCGGGAGCUCGCGGCCAGAACCUGUUGCUGAAGCACGACGGUCGGACCAUCAGCCUGGGCGCCAAGACAUCCGUCCUGGUGUCCACUGGGGACACGUUCCGGCUGUUGACGCCGGGCGGCGGCGGGUUCGGCUCGCCGGGCGGCCUCAAGCCGGCGGAGGGUAGCGCCCUAGGUGAACGGUUACGCUAG